UUUUGUGCGUCUCAUAUGGCGUCGUGCAAAGCAAGCGCUGCUGGGGCAUUCUGGGAUACUGGCGGACUCAUUCAACAGUCUGUGAUGGCGACCAACAUCGAGGAUAUUUUCAGGGAUUUCGUCGUGAAUAAAAUGAAAGAAAUCGCAGAUGAAACUGAAGAUAACAGUCGGAUAGAUGAGCCUCAUUCUGAACCUGCCGCAGAGUCCAGACAGGAUGGACUUGAAACCGAACAAGUGAACACACCAACAGCUGCAGAUAAAGAGACGUGCAAUGACCUCCAGGAUGACUGCGGUAUAGAGGCCAACAGCACCAAACACAGAAAAAACAAGAAGCACAAAAAACACAAAAGUAAAAAGAAGAAAAAACGCAAGGAAGAAAAAGAAUGCGGCACAGAGGCGCAGUCCGAGACUCAAGACAGUGGAAAGAAAAAGAAGAAGAGAAAGAAAAAGAAAAAAUCCAAAGAGGCUGAUAAAGCGAAACGGUCUGGCUCACGUUCAAACUCUUCUGCAUCUGGGUCAGAAUCUGAGUCUGAAUCAAAAAAAAAUGCAAAGUUGUCAUCAGCAGAUAAGACCUCCAAGUCAGAGCUCAAGAUUGCAGCUGGUCUGGGUACAUCUCCAUUACCUGACAUUUUUCCCGGGAUGGAGAAUUCCGUCCACACCAGCACCAAAGACAAGAAAAGAAGCUCCAGCAGGUCAUCCAAAAGAGAGCAGAGCUCCACAGGAAAACAGACCAGAUCAAGAUCACCCAGACAGAAGUCAAGACACAGAUCAAGAUCCAGAUCUUCCAAACGGCAUGGGCGAUCAACAUCCCGCUCUAGAAAUAGUCCAAGAAAGAGAAAUCAUCAACAGAGAGAGAAAAGUAGAUCGCCCUCUUGGAGAAGGAACAAUCGAUCCAGAUCUCACUCGGUAAGAAGACGCAGGUAUUCACGAUCGAGGUCGUGUUCUAGGCGAAGUCGAUCAAGGUCUGGUUUAACCUCGAGAAAGAACAUAAGGUCCGCAUCAAAGUCUAGGUCUCAUUCCAGGAUCAGGUCUCGAAGUAGAUCUAAACAUUCAAAAUCAAGAUCUAAUUCUGUUUUAAAAGACAAGCAGAAGGAAAUUGAUCUAGUUGAGAAUAAGACAGUUGAAACAGUGGAUAAUAGUGAAUCUUCUGCAAUGCAAACAGAUGUUUCUCAAAAAACAACUGAGAAUGGAAAAAGCCCUACAGUGGACAUGAACAUAGACACCAAGCUGCCAGAGACAAUUGUAAUUUCCUCUCUAAAAGCGCCCGUUGUCACAGGAUCUUGGCGUCCUAUUCCCUUCUUGGGAGAGUCAUCUGAAAACCAAUUUUCCCAGAAGUGCAUUACACCUGAGGUGCCUUUGGAAGCGAUCAAAGAACCUGCAGACACUUCAACGGAUAUACCUAAAGAUUCAGAGUGUGUCUUAAACCCUGAAGAGAAAGAAACUCCUGCAAGUUUAAAACCAGAAAUACAGCCUUCCACAGAGAUUGAUUCAAAGUCACAAUCCAAAUCUCCCAGUCAACAACGAUGCUCGAAAUCCAAAUUACCUGAAAGAUCCAGAUCAAAGUCAAGACAAAAAAAAUCCAGGUCGUCCUCACGGAACGAUGACAAAAAAGAUGACAAAAAGUCAAAGUCUAGAUCACCCUCAGAAAAAAAGAAAUACAAGUCCAAAGCAAAGCACAAACGUUCAAAAUCUAAAUCGCCCAAGAGGUCCCGGUCUCGAUCGCCCAGCCGACGGAAGAGGUCCAGAACUCCGGACAGAAGCAGACGGUCUAAAUCGAGGCGGAGGUCACGCUCGCGUUCAAAGAGGAGGUCUCGGUCCGGCUCACGCUGGAGGAGAGGUUUUGGGAGUCGAUCGUUAAAUCAAAGGGACAGAUGGAAGCGAGAACCCAGCCGCUCUCCGGUUCUCAUCCUCAGGAAGAAAAGAUCAACAUCAAGGACUCGCCGUAGCACCAGCAAGACACCUCCGCGGCUUACAGAGCUCGAUAAGGAACAGCUGUUAGAAAUCGCUAAGGCUAACGCGGCAGCUAUGUGUGCCAAGGCAGGGGUGCCCAUCCCAGAGAGCCUCAGACCUAAAAAUAUUCUCCAACUACCUUUGUCAAACCCAAAUUCUUUGUCUUGUUCCCUCGCUUUGGGAGUCCCGUUGAUGACGAUGAACGUUGCCAUGGCUAGCAUGACUGCGGCCACCAUGACUGCUGCUUUGUCCAGUAUUGGCGCCCUGGCGUCCAUGCCACAGUUUGCCCCGUUACCAACAAUCGUCAACAAGCCCCCCUCUUCAUCCACAUCCAACCUAGCCAGUAUUGAGGAGGCCAAACGGAAAGUAACAAAACAGGCUAACAACUUUAGCAUUAAAGAGCUAACAGAGAGAUGUAAGAAGAUCACUGAGAGUAAGGAGGAGAUGGCCAUUGCGAAACCACACGUGUCCGAUGAUGAGGACGAUGAGCAGACGUUUGGGGCAGGAGCACUUAAGGAGACUAAGGGCAUUGCUUUCAGUAUUGGUAAUACCUCUGUGAAAGCAGGCGUCCGAACCGAAGCCACAUUUGCUAAGGAGUUUCCAGUGUCCUCAGGCUCCCAGCACAGGAAAGAGGCCGAUGGUGCUUACGGGGAAUGGGUGCCGGUCGAAAAAAAGAAGACGGAAAAACCUUCUGCCUCAGGUUCAGCUGGGACUGAGGAAUCCAGCAAGGAGAAUGAUAGCGUCUUUCCUGAAGCACCUUCUCAACCAGUGGACAUCACGGUGGCUGUCAGCGACCGUGCAGUUGCUCAGAAGAGACUGGCAGAGAAUCCUUUCGACAUCAAUGCUAUGUGUAUGCUCAACCGGGCUCAGGAGCAAGUGGACGCAUGGGCCCAGUCCAACACAAUUCCAGGGCUCUUCACAGGCUCAACAGGUGCUCAGGUGCUGUCAUCUGAAGAGCUGUCUAACAGUGGCCUACAGGCUUGGAUCAAGAAGGAUCAGUUCCUGCGGGCAGCGCCCGUCUCAGGCGGGAUGGGCGAGUUUCUCAUGAGGAAGAUGGGAUGGCGUGCAGGGGAAGGUUUGGGGAAGCACAGGGAAGGCACGGUGGAGCCCAUCAUCAUAGAUUUCAAAACAGACCGCAAGGGUCUUGUAGCAGAAGGAGAAAAAACUCAGAAGUCUGGUAACCUUGUGGUGAUGAAGGAUCUUCUAGGAAAGCAUCCAGUGUCUGCUUUAAUGGAGAUGUGCAAUAAGAAGAAGUGGGCACAGCCAGAGUUUAUCAUGGUGCACCACAGCGGACCAGACCAUCGCAAGAACUUUCUCUUUAAGGUGGUAGUUAAUGGAAACGAUUAUCAGCCACAGACUGCCAGUCCUAAUAAAAAACAUGCCAAGGCGAUGGCCGCCACUGUCGCCCUGCAGGCCAUGGGAGAGGUCGCUGGUGAGGGCGUUCACACAGGACCCGUGUUUACUGCAGCUACGACCGUCUGAUAUCAGAUCACAACAUGGCCUCAUAGACUGACAAUAGUUUUAAUUCCACACAUUGGUGGUAAACACCGUAUUAUCUUAGUAAAUAUUUUUAGGGUUCUUUUCUUUUCCGAAAACUUUGUUUCAGUAAACUGUGAAGGCUUCUGCAUGCCAGUUGAGAUGAGCAUGUACAUCAGUAAUAAUAAAAUGUAGUUUGGAUUCCGGAUGUGUCAUAUUUUGAUAUUUAACUGAACUUUAAACUCAGUUGUUUUAGACUGUGUGGAUGUUUUUGUUUCUGCUGUGUCUGUUCUUGAUAAUGUUUUUAUUUAAUGAUGACGCAUUAAGUCCUCGCAUUUUAAUUGGUUUUGUUUACAGUCGGACCAGCCGAAGCUCAUGACAUCUAGUAAGGAAAGUUUGUUUUUGUGUUUGAAACACAAUAAAUGGAAAAUCUGAGCGAACACUCA
This is a messenger RNA of Triplophysa dalaica, 3872 nucleotides long. It is a transcript of the gene sonb, whose product is annotated as protein SON. Gene Ontology annotation, biological process: regulation of mRNA splicing, via spliceosome; regulation of cell cycle. Gene Ontology annotation, molecular function: RNA binding. Lineage: Eukaryota; Metazoa; Chordata; Actinopteri; Cypriniformes; Nemacheilidae. The record is from RefSeq and is a predicted model, not a curated record.